AACGGCCGGGGUUUAACCCACCCCAAAUCAGGGUUUAUGCAAAGCAAGGCAGCAAUUACCACUAGUUCCCCUCUUCUCCUCCAAUCCAUCGUCUCCUUGCGCCGGAGCAGUGAGUCAGUGAGCGCCCAACAACUGAGCUGAAGGCUGAGGCGAGGAGGAAGAGGGAGCUGCAGAGAGACGCCAGCCACGGCCUCCAUAUGCUAGUUGGGUGCGGCACAAGCAACUGUGCCUGAAAGAGAGCGAGCGACCUCCACCUCGCCACUGCUUCCCCACGCCGCGGUCCGACGACCCCCCACACAUGCCCCGGCGUCCGCCUCGUCCUUCUCCCUGACUCGCUCGCCGCCUCUCCUCCCGCCCGCAAGCGAUCGACCGGACGACCGCGCGCCGCUCAUGCCGUGAGCUCGCCUCGCCGGCCGCUCGCUCUAUCGGAGUCUCGGUUUGGGGGCAAAAGUCGUCGCCUUUCCCGGUUCCCGCGGCGGGGGUUCUUGAUCGAGGCGGGCGGCAAUAAUGGCGGCGCUCCACUGGCGGGCCCGGCUGUUCUCCUUGGCGGUGGCCGUGGCCGCCGCGCUCGCGGCGCUGUUGGUGGCGGGGCCGGCCGCGGCGCUGUCGCCGGACGGCAAGGCGCUGCUGUCGCUGCUCCCCGGCGCGGCGCCGUCGCCCGUGCUGCCGUCGUGGGACCCCAGGGCGGCGACGCCGUGCUCGUGGCAGGGCGUCACGUGCUCGCCGCAGAGCCGGGUGGUGUCGCUCUCGCUGCCCAACACCUUCCUCAACCUGUCCGCGCUCCCGCCGCCGCUCGCCGCGCUCUCGUCGCUGCAGCUGCUCAACCUCUCCACCUGCAACAUCUCCGGGGCCAUCCCGCCGGCGUACGCGUCGCUCUCCGCGCUCCGCGUGCUGGACCUCUCCUCCAACGCGCUCACCGGCGACAUCCCCGGCGAGCUCGGCGCGCUCUCGGGGCUCCAGUUCCUGCUCCUCAACUCCAACCGCCUCACCGGCGGCAUCCCGCGCUCGCUCGCCAACCUCUCCGCGCUCCAGGUGCUCUGCGUCCAGGACAACCUCCUCAACGGCACCAUCCCGGCGUCGCUCGGCGCGCUCGCCGCGCUCCAGCAGUUCCGCGUCGGCGGCAACCCGGCGCUGUCGGGCCCCAUCCCGCCCUCGCUCGGCGCGCUCUCCAACCUCACCGUCUUCGGCGCCGCCGCCACCGCUCUGUCCGGCCCCAUCCCGGAGGAGCUCGGCAACCUCGUCAACCUCCAGACGCUGGCGUUGUACGACACCGGCGUGUCCGGCCCCAUCCCCGCCGCGCUCGGCGGCUGCGUCGAGCUGCGCAACCUCUACCUCCACAUGAACAAGCUCACCGCCCCGAUCCCGCCGGAGCUCGGCCGGCUGCAGAAGCUCACCAGCCUUCUGCUCUGGGGGAACGCUCUCUCUGGGAAGAUCCCGAAGGAGCUCUCCGACUGCUCCGCGCUGGUGGUGCUCGACCUGUCGGGCAACAGGCUCACCGGCGAGGUGCCCGCGGAGCUCGGGCGGCUCGCCGCGCUCGAGCAGCUGCACCUGUCGGACAACCAGCUAACGGGGCGCAUUCCGCCGGAGCUCAGCAACCUGAGCAGCCUCACCGCGCUGCAGCUCGACAAGAACGGCUUCUCGGGCGCCAUCCCGCCGCAGCUCGGGGAGCUCAAGGCGCUGCAGGUGCUCUUCCUCUGGGGCAACGCUCUGUCCGGCACGAUCCCGCCAGCGCUGGGCAACUGCACCGAGUUGUACGCGCUGGACCUGUCCAAGAACCGGCUCACCGGCGGCAUCCCCGACGAGGUGUUCGCGCUGCAGAAGCUCAGCAAGCUGCUGCUGCUCGGCAACGAGCUCUCCGGCCCGCUCCCGCCGAGCGUCGCCGACUGCGUGUCAUUGGUGCGCCUCCGGCUCGGCGAGAACCAGCUCGUCGGCGACAUACCUAGGGAGAUCGGCAAGCUGCAGAACCUGGUGUUCCUGGACCUGUACUCGAACAGGUUCACGGGAGCGCUGCCGGCGGAGCUCGCCAACAUCACGGUGCUGGAGCUCCUCGACGUGCACAACAAUAGCUUCACCGGCGGCAUCCCGCCGCAGUUCGGGGCGCUCAUGAACCUGGAGCAGCUCGACCUGAGCAUGAACAAACUCACCGGCGAGAUACCGGCGAGCUUCGGCAACUUCAGCUACCUCAACAAGCUCAUCCUGAGCGGCAACAAUCUGUCCGGGCCAUUGCCCAAGUCGAUCCGGAACCUGCAGAAGCUGACCAUGCUGGACCUCAGCAACAACAGCUUCUCUGGCCCGAUACCGCCGGAGAUCGGCGAGCUGUCGAGCCUGGGAAUCAGCUUGGACCUCAGCUCGAACAGGUUUGUCGGCGAGCUGCCGGAAGAGAUGUCCGGCUUGACGCAGCUCCAGUCCCUCAACCUCGCAAGCAACGGCCUCUACGGAAGCAUCUCGGUCCUGGGCGCGCUCACCAGCCUGACAUCCCUCAACAUCUCCUACAACAACUUCUCCGGCGCGAUCCCGGUGACGCCGUUCUUCAAGACACUAUCGUCCAACUCCUACAUUGGCAGUGCCAACCUCUGUGAGUCUUAUGAUGGCCACACCUGCGCGUCGGACAUGGUUCGCAGGUCGGCCCUGAAGACGAUCAGGACAGUGAUCCUCGUCUGCGCCGUUCUUGGGUCAGUCACGCUGCUGCUUGUGGUGAUUUGGAUUCUGAUCAACAGAAACAGGAAGCUUGCAGGCGAGAAGUCGAUGAGCUUGUCGGGUGCUGGCGGUGAUGAUUUCUCUAACCCCUGGACGUUUACGCCAUUCCAGAAGCUCAACUUCAGCAUCGACAACAUCUUGGCAUGCCUAAGAGACGAGAACGUGAUCGGCAAAGGUUGCUCUGGGGUGGUGUACAGAGCUGAAAUGCCCAAUGGGGAGAUCAUCGCGGUGAAGAAGCUCUGGAAGGCCGGCAAGGAUGAGCCCAUCGAUGCCUUUGCAGCUGAGAUUCAGAUUCUGGGCCACAUUAGGCACCGGAACAUCGUGAAGCUGCUGGGGUACUGCUCCAACAGGUCCGUCAAGCUCCUGCUCUACAACUACAUCCCCAAUGGCAACCUGCUGCAGCUCCUGAAGGAGAACAGGAGCCUGGAUUGGGACACCCGGUACAAGAUCGCUGUCGGGACAGCGCAGGGGCUGGCCUACCUGCACCAUGACUGCGUCCCGGCGAUCCUCCACCGGGAUGUCAAGUGCAACAACAUACUGCUCGAUUCAAAGUAUGAGGCCUACUUGGCUGAUUUUGGACUGGCCAAGCUGAUGAACUCCCCCAAUUAUCAUCACGCCAUGUCGCGCAUUGCGGGUUCCUAUGGAUACAUUGCUCCAGAGUACGGGUACACGAGCAACAUCACGGAGAAGAGCGACGUGUACAGCUACGGCGUGGUGCUGCUGGAGAUCCUGAGCGGGCGGAGCGCGAUCGAGCUGGUGGUGGGCGAGACCAGCCUGCACAUCGUGGAGUGGGCCAAGAAGAAGAUGGGCAGCUACGAGCCGCCGGUGAACAUCCUGGACCCGAAGCUGCGGGGCAUGCCCGACCAGCUGGUGCAGGAGAUGCUGCAGACGCUGGGCGUGGCCAUCUUCUGCGUGAACGCAGCGCCCGCGGAGCGGCCGACGAUGAAGGAAGUGGUGGCGCUGCUCAAGGAGGUGAAGAGCCCGCCCGAGGAGUGGGCCAAGACGUCGCAGCAGCCGCUCAUCAAGCCAGGCAGCCAGCAAGGGUGACCGCCUGCCAAUGGCGAUGCCCGGCGGACAUUAUCGGAGGAGGUUCUCUUUUGGAUGGUUGCACAUCGUUGGAGAUGAAGAGCUAGCAUUGGUUGUAGCGAGGUUCAGUGAUACACAUGCAGAUUUGCAGGUAGAAGUGGAGACGAGAAACAGGGAGAAUGGAGUAGGUUUUUGAUAAUUCAGGUCUAGCUUAGCUUUGGUUAGGCGAUUCAUGUACAGUUCCAAAUGGUCUCGCAGCCCGGUUUGCGGUUACUUGGAAUGGGAAAAUUUCUGGGUUGUAAGAAGCUUUUGCAAUACACCACCUGUGUCUUCGUUUUUUUC
Panicum virgatum (switchgrass) is the source of this 4065-nucleotide messenger RNA. Its product is annotated as LRR receptor-like serine/threonine-protein kinase RGI5. The record is from RefSeq and is a predicted model, not a curated record. Bases 508 to 3744 code for a protein of 1078 amino acids. The transcript has 2 exons. Gene Ontology annotation, biological process: protein phosphorylation. NCBI's taxonomy places the organism in Eukaryota, Viridiplantae, Streptophyta, Magnoliopsida, Poales, Poaceae. Gene Ontology annotation, molecular function: protein kinase activity; ATP binding; protein binding.